This is a messenger RNA of Clavispora lusitaniae ATCC 42720, 2424 nucleotides long. RefSeq names its product CCR4-NOT core exoribonuclease subunit (gene CCR4). Gene Ontology annotation, cellular component: nucleus; CCR4-NOT complex; cytoplasm. The record is from RefSeq and is a predicted model, not a curated record. Gene Ontology annotation, biological process: nuclear-transcribed mRNA poly(A) tail shortening. Gene Ontology annotation, molecular function: protein binding; poly(A)-specific ribonuclease activity. Lineage: Eukaryota; Fungi; Ascomycota; Pichiomycetes; Serinales; Metschnikowiaceae.
AUGAACAUUAAUCACAAGUUUCAACAAUCGCAACAGCCUGGCUUACCCUCGCAACAAAUUUUGCUCCAACAGUUGCAACAAGGCCAGCCUCAAACCCUGUCCCAAAAUAGCGGCUCCCAAGCAAAUGGAUCUAAAAGCCAAUUUGUGAAUCAAGAUGGACUUUAUCCCGACUCUUCGUUUUACCAACGAGGUGGCCCAUCUGGUGCACCAGGUUUCUAUCCGCAACAAUUCCAACAACAAGGCCAACAGCAGCAGCAACAGCAGCAGCAGCAGCAACAGCAGCAGCAACAACAACAGCAGCAGCAAAAACAGCAACAAACACAACAGUUCGGUCAAUAUCCUGGCCAAAACCCAAUUCUUCAACAGCAGGGACCUUUGAAUACGCAGAAGUUCAUGAACCAGCAGAGUUUGUUGCAACAGAAUCUCUUACAGCAACAACAGCAGCAGCAACAACAACAACAGUCGCAAGUUCUGCAGCUCCUGAAUGUGCAACAAAUGGCUGGUAUGCCUGGGUUCCAAACCGUGAACAAGGUGAAUUCCAUAAAUGUGGACGAUCCGGGAUCUAUGUACUGGCAACACCAGGUUUCAUUGUGUCAGUUGUCUCGCUCCGAAGACAUGCCCCACUUCUAUGCUCGUCAAUAUGCUCAAAACUCGAGGAAGAACAAGAACCCUUACUCAGAAACAAAAAGCGUCACAUUAAUCGAUGCUACGAAAACAAUCGUGGCCGCUUUGGAAGAGCAAGAGAAGCAGCAAAAAGCGUCUCAGACCGCUGCCGCUCCUACCGCGUUGAUGCGCAACAAAAAGGUGGACUUAGAAGAGGAUGAAGAACAGAGAGUCAUGGCCAGAACUCAGGGAAAACAAUUAUGGUGCCACUUGGAUUUAUCUGGCCAGGGCUUGCUCAAUUUGUCCCCAAAGUUAUUUCAAUAUGAUUUUUUGGAAUCAUUAUAUUUGAAUAACAACAAACUCACCAGUGUGCCCUCUGUGAUUAAGAAAUUGCGUGGAUUGCGAGUCCUCGAUUUGUCUCACAAUAGAAUCACUGAAGUUGCUCCGGAAUUGGGCUUAUGCUACAAUUUGCGCUAUCUCUACUUGUUCGACAACAACAUUAAGACUUUACCUAAUGAGUUUCGUAACUUGAUCGAGUUAUUGUUUCUCGGUAUUGAGGGCAAUCCAAUUGAUUUGAAGAUCGCGAACUUGAUAGCAGAGAAAGGCACAAAAGCCUUAAUCAGCUACUUUAGAGAUAGCGAACCCACAUACCCAGAACCCAACCCUAGAGCAUGGCUCUUGCUUAAGGAUGAUGGUGAAAUUAUCGAUCCAACAACAGAUCCGAAUGCUUACGCUAACGAUCGUAUUGGUUCUAAGAACUCAGACACAUUCACUUUGAUGUCGUACAACACUUUGUGUCAACAUUAUGCCACAACGAAGUUAUACAAGUAUACGCCAUCAUGGGCACUUGAGUGGGAAUUCAGAAGAAACUCUUUGAAGGAAGAAAUUCUUCGCUAUAACACAGAUCUUAUUUGCUUACAAGAGGUAGAGACUAGAACUUAUCAUGAGUUCUGGUUGCCGAUUAUGGAAAGUGCUGGUUACAACGGCUUCUUCUUUUGCAAGAGCAGAUCUAAGACUAUGAGCGAGCUGGAAUCCAAAAAGGUGGACGGAUGUGCCACUUUUUUCCGUGCUUCUAAAUUUCAAUUGAUUCAGAAGCAGCACUUGGAGUAUAAUACUGUCUGUAUGGGCUCCGAUAGGUAUAAGAAGACGAAGGAUUUGUUCAACAGAUUCAUGAACAAAGAUAACAUUGCGUUGAUAACAUAUCUUCAGCACAUCGAAACUGGUGAAAAGAUAGUUCUUGUAAAUACUCAUUUGCAUUGGGAUCCCGCAUUUAAUGAUGUCAAAGCGUUGCAAGUGGGUAUUCUUUUGGAAGAAUUGCAAUCCAUGAUGAAGAAGUUUCAGCAUACAAACAGUGUGGAUGACAUUAAAAACUCAUCCUUAAUCAUCUGUGGUGACUUCAACUCCACAAAGUCGAGUGCAGUGUACCAAUUGUUUUCCACUGGAGCAGUCUCUAAACAUGGUGAUUUGGAAGGUAAGGAUUACGGAAGAUUCACAGAUGAAGGAUUUCAUCACAACUUCAAAUUAAAGUCUGCCUACGACAGUAUUGCGUCAGACUUUCCAUUCACUAAUUUCACUCCAACGUUUACAGAAGUGAUCGAUUAUGUCUGGUACUCUACAAACACCUUGCAAGUUAAAGGCUUGUUGGGUAAACCUGAUGAAGAGUAUUAUUCUCAUCAUGUCGGAUUUCCUAACGCACACUUCCCUUCGGAUCACAUUCCUUUGGUUACAAAGUUUCAAAUCCACAAGAAAGGUGUUGCACCAGGAACAAAGAAGGCUGAAUUCAAACCCGAUUUCAAGUCUGGCUCUUCGAGAAAAACUUGA